GGUGCUCACACCAUGCGCAAGCGCCUCACAUGUUCGCGCUGGAGGGCCGACCGCCUCUUCCGGCCGGUAGGUACCCUUGCUGCGGCGAGCGGGCCUACAAGUUUGAGACCAUCUCCAGAAACACUGGCUGUCAGUUCCGCGAGCACGCGCCAGACGAGCGCCUGGCGGCGGACGCGGCCGUGAUGGAGAUGUACCUCAAGUUCCGGGACAUCAUCGGAAUGCGCCCGCCACAGCUCAUGUUCCCCGAAAGGCUCACCCGACUCGUCGCUAGAGAGCCAGGCGAAGAUAGUAACGGUCGUCUCCAGUGUAAAGAAGUGUUUUGGUGGGAAGGAAUUCAGCUGCUGCCGCCUCGGCCUGCGUUGGGCAUGCUCGGCAAGAUCUACACCAGCAACGUUAAAUUCAACCCGAGUGCACGGCCCGGGUCGCCGACGCUACAGCCGGCCCUGCGGACCUCGACGCAGUCGCUGGCCGGCAACUGUCCUCUGGCCACCAUGCACACCUCGGAGGUGUCCACCCUGCCGCAUCCCAAAACCCAGAGCAGCGAAAGUUCUAGCAAGAAAGGCGCCAUCGGCGGCGGAGACUCGGCAGGCGACUGCGGCGACGAGCAGUCCAGCUCGUCGGACGACAGCGAGCAGAGCUCGGCCAGCGAGAGGAGCGAGGAGGACGCGCCGAGGCGGCGGGUCGUGCCCAGGCCCACGCCCCAGGUCACUAGGACCAAAAGCAGCAAGCACUCGCGGCGGUUGUCGGGCCGGCAGUGGGUGUCGUCGCUGUCGCUGCGCAGCAACCAGGACACGCAGCGGCGCUUCGAGGAACGCGCGGCGCGCCAGAUGCGCUCGGCCCUCGCCCGCCGCGCGGCCCCGCUGCCGCACCCCGCCAAGGCCAAGACCCCGCCGGGCGGCGUGUACGCCCGCCUGGAGGCGGAGUGGCGCGAGCGGCACGGCCAGCAGCGGCCGAGGAACGCCGUCUCCGCGCGCCCGCGCAGCAACAAGUUCAAAUAGCACGCGCGCACUACAAUACAUUGUACUUUGUGUUA
This is a messenger RNA of Hyposmocoma kahamanoa, 1033 nucleotides long. RefSeq lists its product as uncharacterized. The transcript has 7 exons. Bases 30 to 998 code for a protein of 322 amino acids. Lineage: Eukaryota; Metazoa; Arthropoda; Insecta; Lepidoptera; Cosmopterigidae. The record is from RefSeq and is a predicted model, not a curated record.